UCUUUGAGGACAUCCUUAAGAACUACUCAGUCGUUUAAAAAUACAUUCUCGAUGAGGACAUUUUUUGCAUAAUCAGCACUAGAGCAUGACCUAACAGAAAAAAGAUGGACUCUCCUAAAGUCUCCUCUUUGAAUCACGUUUGUCUGUUUUUACUAGGGUUUUCAGUGUAUUGCCCGGUGCUCUUUUUCAUAAGUGCAAGUCCUGAUAUCCUAGCAGGUACUACCAUCGGGACUUCUGCUAUCUCACUUGCCGAGGGAAUCCCUGGAAUUCUAACAAACAUCUUUGGGAACUGGUUCAUUAGCCGGCUAUCCUUACUGACGUCCCUGGUUAUCGGGACGGUGAGUUGCGUGGCGUCUCUUCUCCUACUAAUACUCGGGGGGGAUGCAUACGUCAGGCUUCUGGCUGUGGCUGGAGUUAACUUUGCUGCGCAGUGGAUGGCUGUGUGGUGUAUGGGGCUCACUGCACAUCUCCGAGAUGACGGGAGACUUAUUAGCGGCUACGAAACGGGGAUAAGUUUAUCGGGUAUCAUUGGUGUCCUUUCAUACACAGCGUUAACAACCUGGCUGUGCGUGUCCCCUCAGGUUGCCAUGACGACAUGCCUUGUCUUUCCGAUCCUCAGUGCUAUAAUAUAUGCUGCACUGGACAAGACAGCAAUUAACGAAAACGUGAAACACAGUGAUGAGUACACCGAGCUAGCGACAUGCGAACAACACGAGGAGGCGCCGAACAAGUCUCAGGGCAAAGACUCCGUAUCAUCUGACCAAAGCAUCGGGCAGGACAAAACUCCUGGCUUCAACUCUGAUGACUACUGUAAAGACUCCAAAUUAGAGAAAGACCCCGAAGAGUCAUUACUGUUGAUUUGCUGGAAAGUGUUUCCUCGCUUUACUUAUUGCUACAUAGCAGCCACUAGUCUGAAAUUGUCAAGACUCGCCAUACUGACUACAAUAGUAACCCCAAGCUCUUACAUCGCCCCCCGAGACCAUUAUAUGUACUACUCCCUUGCAAUUAUCAUUCCACGAAGCGUAGUGGGACUAAUAUACUCCGCAUACUCCCACUUCUUCCCUACCAAUAGGGUAUUAGAGUUUUGCAACAUCUGGCUCAUAUCUACCGUCUGCCUUGCCCAUAUGAUGUUCUUUGUGUUCGUCUCAUGGUACCAUUUCUUACCUGGUCUCUCAGUGACUCUCAUGUUUUGCGUCUCUUUUGGGUUUGCUGAGGGUUGUAUGUGGGUGUUCGGGUUUAUUGGGAUAAAGGAUAUGUUCUCCAAUGUUCGGGACGCUGGAUAUGGUCUAAGUAUUGUAAACUCUGCGAGGCAGUUCGCGAAUUUGGUGGCGGGUCUGCAGGGGGUGAACCUAGAGAGAAUGCUGCUCAGGCACUGUAAGGAGGAACUACUCCUAGGUGAUAACUGCUUAGCCCGAUCGAUUUUUGUAAGAGGUUGGGAGCAACUUCAUUGCUCUAAGCACUAGGAUUAGAUUAAUCUCUUUCAAUGCGAUGAACACUACGUCAGGCCACAGUGGUUACGAUUUGCCAAAACCCAUUUCAACUUUUCGAAACUUUGUGUUAUUCUUCCAUACACUUUCAUAGCCUUAUAUUCGUACUCAUAGAGGCUAGUUAAGAAAUAAUAGAUUGGUAUUUGAGAACUCUGACAUCUAUCCAAAAUCAUAUCAAAACCCAUUUCAACCUUGUGUUCUUCUAUAUACUUUCAUGGCCAUAUAUUCUUACUCAUGGUGUCUAUUAAUAGAUUGGUAUUUGAAAACUCUGACAUCUAUUUUGUACUGGAUAAAAUAAGUAAAUAAGUUAAUAAGUAAGUGAGUAAGUAAGUAAGUAAGUAA
Messenger RNA from Nematostella vectensis (starlet sea anemone), 1829 nucleotides. RefSeq lists its product as uncharacterized. The transcript has 2 exons. The record is from RefSeq and is a predicted model, not a curated record. The coding region runs from base 105 to 1463 and encodes 452 amino acids. NCBI's taxonomy places the organism in Eukaryota, Metazoa, Cnidaria, Anthozoa, Actiniaria, Edwardsiidae. Gene Ontology annotation, biological process: regulation of intracellular pH. Gene Ontology annotation, cellular component: membrane; vacuole.